AUGGCUGUCGAGCCCCACUGUCAACAAUGUUCACCUCUUUGCAGAUGGAACCUGACGUCAUGCGGCACUAGUGUUGCCAGUUCUGAUUGCAGUGAAGAACUCUUCUCCUCCGUUUCUGUGGGCGAUCAGGAUGACUGUUAUUCCCUCCUGGAUGAUCAGGAACUCACCUCCUUUGACCUGUUCCCAGAAGGCAGUGUCUGCAGCGACGUGUCAUCCUCCAUCAGCACUUAUUGGGACUGGUCAGACAGCGAAUUUGAGUGGCAGUUACCAGGCAGUGACAUAGCCAGUGGCAGUGAUGUGUUGUCAGACAUCAUACCCAGUGUGCCCAGUUCACCCUGCCUUGUAUCCAAAAGAAAAAACAAACCACACCGAAAUCUGGAUGAGCUGCCCUGGAGUGCCAUGACUAAUGAUGAACAGGUGGAAUAUAUUGAAUAUUUAAGUCGAAAAGUGAGCACAGAGAUGGGUCUUCGGGAGCAACUUGAUAUCAUAAAAAUAAUUGACCCGAGCGCACAGAUACUGCCGACAGACAGCGAGUUCAUCAUUGAACUAAACUGCCUCACAGAUGACAAACUUAAACAGGUAAUGAAUGACAACAAGUACAUACCAUUCUAAAUGAGUUUGGGGAAGUGACCUGGUUAAUGCCC
Molecule: messenger RNA, 644 nt
Organism: Pimephales promelas (fathead minnow)
Lineage: Eukaryota; Metazoa; Chordata; Actinopteri; Cypriniformes; Leuciscidae
Source: RefSeq, a predicted model, not a curated record